This is a messenger RNA of Eublepharis macularius, 2593 nucleotides long. RefSeq names its product tyrosylprotein sulfotransferase 2 (gene TPST2). Gene Ontology annotation, molecular function: protein-tyrosine sulfotransferase activity. The transcript is spliced from 7 exons. Gene Ontology annotation, cellular component: Golgi apparatus. Bases 992 to 2113 code for a protein of 373 amino acids. Lineage: Eukaryota; Metazoa; Chordata; Lepidosauria; Squamata; Eublepharidae. Gene Ontology annotation, biological process: peptidyl-tyrosine sulfation. The record is from RefSeq and is a predicted model, not a curated record.
GCCCCGAGGUGCGGAGGGGGCUGCAAAGAUAGAAACUCGAGUCUUGUGCGGAGGUGUCAGGAUUCGAAGUGGACCCUCCUGAGCAGAGAAGGGGUUUUGGUGCUCUGCUCUGUAGCAGCUGCUCUGCUGCGGCGUGUUGUGGGGCCUGCAGUCCUGUGCCGCUUGACAUGGGCGACCCAGUUGCGUGUUUUCAAGGAAACACAUGUAGGCUCAGGCGGAAAGAAUGGCCACUUGCUUGAGGGCCCUCAGAUGCCAGAAACCAGGUGGGCUCAGCUGCCCACCUGGGGAACCGAGGCAGGGGGAAGAGGCUUGGCCACAGCCACUCUGCACUGCAGUAGGAUUGGACCCCCAGCAACUCCUGUGGCUGAUGCUGCGGCCUCAUUGGGUCUGGCAGAGUUCUCUUCUAGGCCGGCCCUGAGGGCCAGCUUAAGGCCAGGGAAACACCUGUUGCUCUGCUGGAUGCGGCCACUGGUCCAGCAUGCUGUUUCACGCUAGCCAGCUGCCCUGGAGGGCCACCCAAGGGCACAGUUGCCAAGGCCUUCCUCUGCUGCUGUGUCUCUGCUCUGGAUGUUUGCCACCCCUGUGCCUGGAGGUUGCCUUUACUCAUCGUGGCUACGAGCCCUUCCUGGACCUCUCCUCGUUGACCCUGCCUCACCCCUUUAUAGCCACCUGUUCUCAUCGCUGCUGCUACUGGGAGGGAAUGUCAGGCCUGUUGGGUUGAGGCACCACAAGAGAGAUGCGCUGGGUGCUUUUGAGCAUUACUGCAAAGGGGUGCAGAUCGUCUUUGCAGGAGUGCAGAGACCAAAACAGGCUUCUUUGAGUCACAGGAAGCAGGGAUUCCUCUCCCUUCUCGGUGUCUGAGCUAAGCGAGUGGUGAGCAGCAAAAUGAACUUCCCAGGGCAAGAUCCUCUUUGGCUUGUCCUGUUCUUAUCUGGAAGCUGAAGGCAGAGCAAACACCACACAUUUCGGGGCCCAUGUGGAUGGGGAGAGGAUGCGGGUGACCAUGAAGCGGGUGCUGCUGGGGGUGGGCUUUGCCAUUGCCCUGAUGGUGUCUGCACACUUGGGCCAGCAAAUGUUGCAGUGCCAGCAGAUCCUGGGCCACGGCUCCAGCCAGCGGGGCCUGAUGCGGCCAGAGAACGAGGAGCUGGUGAUGCUGGACUCCAACCGGGUCGAGUACCGGUACAGCAAAGAGAUGCCCCUGAUCUUCAUUGGCGGCGUUCCCCGGAGCGGCACCACACUGAUGCGGGCCAUGCUGGAUGCACACCCAGAGGUGCGCUGUGGGGAGGAGACCCGCAUCAUCCCGCGUGUGCUGGCCAUGCGCCAGGCCUGGUCCAAAUCCGGGCGGGAGAAAAUGCGCUUGGAUGAAGCGGGGGUGACGGACCAGGUCUUAGAUGCUGCCAUGCAGGCUUUUAUUCUGGAGGUGAUCGCUAAGCACGGGGAGCCAGCCAGGUACCUCUGCAACAAGGAUCCCUUCACGCUGAAGUCCUCUGUCUACUUGUCUCGCCUGUUUCCCAACUCCAAGUUCCUCCUGAUGGUCCGUGACGGUCGGGCGUCGGUCCAUUCCAUGAUCACCAGGAAGGUCACCAUCGCAGGCUUUGACCUCAGCAGCUACCGGGACUGCUUGACAAAGUGGAACAAAGCCAUCGAGGUGAUGUACUCCCAGUGCUUGGAGAUCGGCAGGGCACGCUGCCUCCCCGUCUACUACGAACAGCUGGUCCUGCACCCCCAGAAAUCGAUGCGGGGCAUCAUGGAGUUCCUGGACAUCGCCUGGAGCGAUGCUGUCCUGCACCACGAGGAGCUGAUCGGGAAGCCUGGAGGGGUCUCACUUUCCAAGAUCGAGCGAUCCACAGACCAAGUGAUCAAGCCUGUGAACACAGAGGCCUUGUCUAAGUGGUUGGGGCACAUUCCAGGGGACGUGCUUCAGGACAUGGCCCACAUUGCUCCGAUGCUGGCCAGGUUGGGCUACGACCCCUAUGCAAACCCCCCCAGCUAUGGGCACCCAGACCCCUUGGUGAUCAACAACACCCACAGGGUUCUAAAGGGGGAUUUUAAAACACCUGCCAAUCUGAAAGGACACUUUCAGGGGACUCAAAAUACGACUGCUUUUCAUUGAUGAAGCUAGGGAUUUCCAGGCACAGGUUGCUUCUGGUUGUGCUGAAGAUAAGAAAAUUUGCAAAUAGCAAACGUGGAAAUCUGUUAUCCAAGCAUAUUGCUUGCUACUGACAUUGCCAAAUCAAGUGUUUUCCGUCAGGCAUUUUUGCAUUUAUUUGCAAACUUUGGACAUUUUGGACUCCCGAGUCUGCCUACUUUGUUCGGAUGCUCUGUGGUUAAAGGCGAAAUCUGUGGAAACGAGAUUGUGAGGUCUACCGGAGAACAUUUUAUACUUGUGGACUGGAGACCUUUUUUAAAGGCUCUGUCUAAAGUGUCUUGUAACUUCUGUUCACUGAGUUGCGGACCUCAAAUAGCUCUGUUAAUCUAACCCUGUUCGAGUGCUUUUGUCUCACAGGUGACAAUCUGAAACUUGCCUCCCAUCACUUUUAUUUGUAAUUUACAAAAAGUUAUUUAAGAAUUAAUAUAUGAAGUUCUCUCCCUU